Messenger RNA from Octopus bimaculoides (California two-spot octopus), 471 nucleotides. RefSeq names its product protein ZBED8-like. The record is from RefSeq and is a predicted model, not a curated record. Lineage: Eukaryota; Metazoa; Mollusca; Cephalopoda; Octopoda; Octopodidae.
AUGGUCAACGAUGUAAAACAUCAGCUCAUUGAUAUUCUCCAGCAUUCUGAAUUUUCUAUACAAGUAGAAGAAUCAACUGUUGUGAACAAUCAAUGUUUGAUGAUGGUAUAUGUCCGAUAUCUUAGCAACGACCUUCAACCUUGUGAGGAAAUGCUGUUCACAGAGAAAUUGCUGCUUGACUCAAAAGGUGCAUCUAUUUUUCUCACUCUCAAGUCUUUUCUUUUUGAACAUAAUAUCUCACUCAGUAUUAUUCUUACCUGUGCAUCUGAUGGAGCCCCUUCGAUGAUAGGAAGAUACAGAUGUUUUUCAUCUCUCCUAAAGCGUGAAAUUUCCCACCAGAUACUAACUGUUCAUUGCAUGGCACACCGGCAGCAUUUAGUGGCAAAAAAUAUGAACAGUAGACUGAAUGAUGCUCUACAGUUAGUUAUCAAGACUGUGAACAAAUUGAAGUCUAGUCCCUUGUCGGAUUGA